This is a messenger RNA of Heterocephalus glaber (naked mole-rat), 735 nucleotides long. The record is from RefSeq and is a predicted model, not a curated record. Lineage: Eukaryota; Metazoa; Chordata; Mammalia; Rodentia; Bathyergidae.
UCUGUGGUACCCAAGAUGGUGAGCAUCUUCUGCUCAGGAGAUGGCUCCAUCAGCUUUAACUCUUGCUUCACUCAAAUGUAUUUUGUCCAUGCAGCCACAGCUGUGGAGACAGGGCUGCUGCUGGCCAUGGCUUUUGACCGCUAUGUAGCCAUCUGCAAGCCCCUACAUUACAAGAGAAUUCUCACACCUAAAGUGAUGCUGAGAAUGAGUGUGACCAUUGCAUUCAGGGCUGUUGUGUUCAUGUCUCCAUUGAGUUGGAUACUGAGUCAUCUACCAUUCUGUGGCUCCAAUGUGGUUCCCCAUUCUUACUGUGAGCACAUGGCUGUGGCCAAGUUGGCAUGUGCUGAUGCCAUGCCCAGCAGUCUCUACAGUGUAAUUGGUUCCUCCAUUAUUGUGGGCUCUGAUGUGGCCUUCAUUGCUGCCUCCUAUGUCUUGAUUCUCAGGGCAGUGUUCAAUCUUUCCUCAAAGAAUGCUCGGAGGAAGGCAUUAAGCACAUGUGGCUCCCAUGUGGGUGUCAUGGCCCUAUACUAUCUACCUGGAAUGGUAUCCAUCUAUGUAGCCUGGCUAGGGCAGGACACAGUGCCCUUGCACACCCAAGUGCUGUUAGCUGACUUGUACCUGAUUAUUCCUCCCACUUUAAACCCCAUCAUUUAUGGUAUCAAGACUAAACAAAUACGUAAGAAAAUAUGGCAUUUGCUGAUGUUAUUCUUUUAUCUCUCUUAUCAAGUUUCAUGA